UGGUAACAGCUGAGUCAUCCCGCACCCUUCGAAGCGAUGCUCUCCUUUCUCUGCUCGGAAGCGCAGAUGCACUCUGAUCACCACAGGUGCCAUCUGGGAACAGCACCGGGCUGGCAGAUCGUGCUAGCUGGAUGGGUAACGUUUCUACUGCGGUCAAGCACUGCCUGAACUAUGAGACUUUCUUGCGGGAUUAUCCAUGGUUUCCACGGCUCCUGUGGGAAGAGAAGUGCUCUGAACUGCCUAAGCUUCCACGUUGUGUCAAAAUUGUUGAGGUCGGACCAAGAGAUGGACUGCAGAAUGAAAAGGAAAUAGUGCCGACAGAGGUCAAAAUCCAGCUGAUAGACAUGCUGUCUCAGACCGGAUUGCCCGUCAUCGAAGCCACUAGCUUUGUGUCUUCAAAGUGGGUAGCACAGAUGGCAGACCACACUGCAGUGUUGAGAGGGAUUAAAAGGUCUCCUGACAUUAGAUACCCUGUUCUGACUCCCAAUAUUCAGGGCUUCCAGGCAGCUGUUGCAGCAGGAGCUACUGAAGUGGCAGUGUUUGGUUCCGCUUCAGAGACCUUCAGCAGGAAGAACAUCAACUGCUCAAUAGAGGAGAGUUUGCAGAGGUUUGAGCAGGUCCUCUCUGCAGCUAAACGCGAAGGCAUACCAGUGCGCGGGUAUGUUUCCUGUGCUCUUGGCUGUCCAUAUGAGGGACAAGUAAAACCAUCACAAGUCACAAAGGUGGCAAAGCGGUUGUUUGAGCUGGGCUGUUAUGAGGUAUCCCUGGGGGACACCAUUGGCGUAGGCACCGCGGGCUCCAUGGCCGAGAUGCUGAGCGAUGUGUUGACUGAGGUGCCCGUCAACGCACUGGCGGUGCACUGCCACGAAACUUACGGUCAGGCUCUGCCCAACAUACUCAUUGCUUUGCAGAUGGGGGUUUCUGUGGUCGACUCUUCGGUUGCAGGUCUCGGAGGAUGCCCGUAUGCCAAGGGAGCGUCUGGCAAUGUUUCUACUGAGGAUGUUUUAUAUAUGCUACAUGGUCUUGGAAUUGAAACCGGGGUGGACCUGUUGAAAGUGAUGGAAGCGGGAGAAUUCAUCUGCCAAGCCUUAAAUCGAACAACUAACUCCAAGGUCAGCCAAGCUACCAAAAACAUCCAGCCUUUUCAUUCUAAGUGAAAAUAAGUAGCUACAAUGUGGUCCAAAAGCCUAUAUCCCGAUGUAUGCACUGUAAACCUGCUUUCAUACUUCUGGCCUCUGCUAAAUGCUUUUACUUUGAUUGACAUUUAAAGAGCUGCUGAUGCAGUAUUUAAGUUAAUAAUGUCUACAACAUACUGUAUCGUGCCUAUAACAGAAAACAUGGACAUUUUAUGCCAAAGAAAUGAGCCCAUGCCUUUUGUAGUUUCUGUCAAACAGAAAACACUAAAAAUAGAUAGCCAAGAAAAUAUGACUUGACAUGAGGCUGAUGACCCCAAUCUGUGAGAGUCAUUUUUUGUAAUUUUAUUUUUCUCCUCAUGCAUUCAUAUCCUGCUUAAAAUAGUUACAAACAGACUGCAGAGAUUACCGUGGCAGACUUCACAGCAGGUUCAGAGCACUACAGAGAAAGCUUAUUAUCUUUCGUAUCAUAAACUGUCAUUUCAAUAGUAUUAACAAUAAAUCUACAAAACUCAAGUAUUCAGUACAAAUGUUUGAUAAAAUGAAUAACUGAAAUAAAGAAUCCUUUCGCCAAGUAACGUAGCCUGUUUGAAUGCAUGCUGCUCUAAGUUACAUUAAUAUAUUCAGUGCAUAUAUGUAUACACUUUAUUUUAAUGUCAAUUGACUAUUAACAGGAACUUUUGCCUCAAUAAAGUCUUAAAUUGCUGCUUAUUGAUAACAAUAACAAACAGCCAGUAUGUGUAUGCUAUAUUGAGAAUUGGUCCUUGAAAUAAGGUUCUAAAACAGUUUUAUAAAAAAUAUAUAUUUGUAGUGGUCAAAUAAUUUUAGCAUUAACAAUGUUGGAUGUAUAAUCUAAGAAAAUGAUCCUUGUUGCUGUACCUUAUUGUCUUUGCACUAAAUCGCUUAUUUCUGUCUCUGUACUAGCAUCACAUAUCUUUACCAAUACCUUUUACUGCUUUUCAACCUGCCUUCAUAUAGUUGUCUAUAUACUGGACAUGUUUGGAUGCUAUCAUUUCUGGUUAAUAAAGGUUUUACGGUUGUAUGUAGUAAGAUCAAUAAAAAACACUUUUUGGA
This is a messenger RNA of Carassius gibelio (silver crucian carp), 2207 nucleotides long. It is a transcript of the gene hmgcll1, whose product is annotated as 3-hydroxymethyl-3-methylglutaryl-CoA lyase-like 1. Gene Ontology annotation, molecular function: hydroxymethylglutaryl-CoA lyase activity. Gene Ontology annotation, biological process: L-leucine catabolic process; ketone body biosynthetic process. The record is from RefSeq and is a predicted model, not a curated record. Lineage: Eukaryota; Metazoa; Chordata; Actinopteri; Cypriniformes; Cyprinidae. The coding region runs from base 132 to 1157 and encodes 341 amino acids. The transcript has 9 exons.